UUAGCCUCCCCCCACUAUGUCAGUAGUGUUUAUUUACGUGAUUUAUCUGUUUUAGGUUAGAAUUUUUUUCGUUAUUUUCUUGAAAGCGGUGCAUUACCUUGUAAUAAAGGUGGUAUCAUUGUAAUCGUGGACUAAAGCUCUAUCAACUACAAUAUUUUUUAUUAAUCCAUAUUCGUGCUAAGGGAUACUAAGUCCAACCCGCAAUGUCUCAAAGAAGAACUAGUAGGCCAAGUGUAGAACUCCCAGAAAAUUUAGAGGAUGCGGUUAGAGAAUGUGUUCGCUAUAUUAUUUGCCGUGAAGGAAGCAAAAUUCCUAUAAAGCGCAUUGAAAUUAUUAAACAUCUACAAAAUACAUAUCAAACUUCAACAAACCACAUAAACACAGUGAUUUUAGAGGCUGAUAAAUUAUUGAAAAAAAUAUAUGGGAUAAAACUAGUACAAGUUGAAUCUAAAAGUGGUAUUCAGUAUAUAGCGGUAUUAGACGAACCAUGUGAGAAAUCGUUAUUGUCAUUGGCAACAGAUGCAACUCAACGUAAAAUUUUGUUGGCUAUGUUGACCCAUAUAUUUAUGUCUGGAGCGCCAGUCAAAGAGGAUGAUAUGUGGAGUUUCUUAUCAGAAGCAGAUCUAAUACAGGAAAAUGAUUAUGCAGGACGAAAGAUCUUAACACAUAUAUUUACCAAGCAAAUGUACCUCAAAUAUACAAAGGUUGGUGAAGGUGAUUUGAGCAAGUACACUUUUGAAUGGGGCCAAAGAGCUAUUGAAGAAGUUCCUAGAAUGUUUCUGCUGAAAAAGUUUGCCGAGGCAUUUGGAGCUGAACCAACAAACUGGAGCGAGCAGUACAAAAUCGCCACAGAAGCAGUGUAAAUACAAUUUGAAGUACUUACAUUUAAUUACUAUUGUGAAACGAAAAUCCAACAAACUGGAGUGAGCAAUACAAAAACGCCACAGAAGCAGUGUAAAUAUAAUUUGAUGUACAUUUAAUUACUAUUGUGAAACGAAAAUCCAACUGGAGUAAACAAUACCGCCACAGAAGCAGUGUGAAUAUAAUUUGAAGUACAUUUAAUUACUAUUGUGAAACGAAACUCCAACAAACUGGAGUGAGUAGUACAAAAUCGCCACAGAAGCAGUUUAAAAUAUAUAAUUUGAAGUAAAUGGUGAAAGGUAAAUGCAGCCAGGCUUUUAACCAUAAUUUUGUAAACAUCACGGAUUAUGACUGCUAAAGCGUCUCAACUGACAAUUGUACACAAUAUCUAUAUAAUAUACACUUAAAAUGUGGAGUAUAAAUAAAACUGUUUUUUUUAAA
Leptidea sinapis is the source of this 1302-nucleotide messenger RNA. RefSeq names its product non-structural maintenance of chromosomes element 3 homolog. Bases 204 to 863 code for a protein of 219 amino acids. The transcript is spliced from 5 exons. Lineage: Eukaryota; Metazoa; Arthropoda; Insecta; Lepidoptera; Pieridae. Gene Ontology annotation, cellular component: nucleus. The record is from RefSeq and is a predicted model, not a curated record.